This is a messenger RNA of Onychostruthus taczanowskii (white-rumped snowfinch), 3160 nucleotides long. RefSeq names its product leucine-rich repeat-containing protein 14-like. Bases 265 to 1770 code for a protein of 501 amino acids. The record is from RefSeq and is a predicted model, not a curated record. The transcript has 3 exons. Gene Ontology annotation, cellular component: cytoplasm. Lineage: Eukaryota; Metazoa; Chordata; Aves; Passeriformes; Passeridae.
UCCCAGUUGGGUUGGGGCACUCCGGGACCCCCGUUUUGGGGAGCGGCGCUGAGGGGUCCCCUCACAACCGCCGCCAUCUUGUCCCGGCUUCGGGAUAUCUUCAGAUUUGUGGAUUUUUUGCUUCUCCACCAUCCAAAAGCUCCCCAAAUCCCCACAGCCCACCCAAUAUCCCGACUUUUCUUCACGGUACCCUCACAUUUGUGGAUUUUUUGCUUCUCCACCAUCCAAAAGUUCCCUAAAUCCCCACAGCCCCACCAAAACUCCAUGGAUUCCCUCCUCUUCCUCUGCGCCCGCCGCAUCGUCGCCCACCGCCCUCUCCCCGCCCUUCCCGCCGAUCUCCAGCCCGUCCUCUUCCAAGCGGCGUUCCUGGACGGGAGACCCCUGGUCCUGCGGGAUUUGGUGGCCGCUUGGCCUUUCCCGGUGCUCAACUUCCAGCGGCUCGUGGGGCGCCGGGAGCUGCUCCGGGACCAUCCCUGCAAGCUCUGCGUCCAGGCCGUCAUCCUGGCCGUGGUGGCGCAGCUCCGGCGGCAGCUGGAAGAGCCCGGACACGACGCCAGCGGGUGCCGCCUACGCCUGCUGGACCUGACCGGACUCCCGGAUUCCGCAUCCGGCCGCGCUCCGGACGGGAUGAGCGUCUGGUCCGGCACGGUGGCUUUGGCCAAGGCGUGCGUGGAGGUGUCCAAGCACCAGCGGGAAUUCCAGAGGCGCGGAUCCAAGCGGCACAAAGGCCGCUCCGGAGCCGCCACGGCCGCGGCCGCUCCGCAGCCCCCGGGCGUGGACGUCCACGCCGACCUGUUCGUCAACGGAACGUCCUACGGGAUCCUGCGCGACGCGCUCCAGACCGGAGCCGCCAGCCCGCUGCGCCUCAAGUGCCGCGAAUUCCAAGCGGAAAAGCUCUCCCUGGCCGGAAUCGUGAGCCUGCUGGAAACUCUGGAUCCCUCCUGCGUCCGGAGGGUGGAUCUGCGCUUCCGGAAUUUGGGAUUGACCGGGCUCUCGGUGAUCCUGCCGCACCUCUCGCGCUUCCCGGAGCUGCGCAGCCUCAAGCUCCAGUACAGCAACGUGGACGUGCGGCGCCCGACGCCGGAAUCGGCCAUCGGAAUCCGGUGCCUGGCCGGGCAGCUGGGAAUGCUGCCCAGCCUCCGCGAGCUCAACCUGGGAUCCUCCCGGCUCUCCGGGAAUCUGCGCCAGAUCCUCUGCGACCUCCAGGCUCCGUUGGAAAGCUUGGAAUUGGCCUUCUGCUCCCUCGUUCCCGCCGACCUCGCCUUCCUCUCCCAAAGCUUCCACGCUCCGGCCCUCAAAAGGUUGGAUCUGAGCGGCCACGACUUCUCCCAAGGCCUCCUGGAGCCGCUGCGGCUGCUCCUGGAGGAAACCUCGGCCUCGCUGCUGCACCUGGAUCUCAUGGAAUGCCGCAUGGCCGACUCCCACCUGGACGCGCUGCUGCCCACGCUGCGGCGCUGCUCCCGCCUGCGCUUCCUGGGACUCUACGGCAAUUCCCUGUCCACGGCCGCGCUCAAGGAUCUGCUCCAGAAAACCUUGGAGCUGCCCGAUCUCCACCUGGUCGUGUAUCCCUUCCCCGUGGAUUGCUACAAGCCAGAGCCUCCGCGCCGAGUCCCGGGAUCCCGACGGAUUUACGAGGAGCCCAUGGAUGGCGAACGUUUGGCGGCGGCCACCGCGGAGAUUUCCCAGCUGCUGGCGAAUUCUGGGAGAACCGACCUCGUCUGGACUUACAAUCCCUACGGCCACGGAACCCUGGACUACUUCUCCUUGUGAUUUGGCAAAAGCUUGGAGCCUCCAUUGCGGAAAAGCGCCGCCGCCUUCUUCCCAAAAUCUGGGCGUUCUCUGCCUCAUCCCGGUGCUUUUCCGCCUCAUUCCAGUGGUUUUUUUUCCCUUUAUUUCGGUGCUUUUCCACCUGUUCUCAGUAUUUUUCCAGCUCAUCCCGCUUUUUUUCCUACCCGUCCCAAGUUUUUCCCCUGAUUUUGUAGCUUUUCUGCCACAGUUUGAGUUUGUUCCUCCCCAUCCCAAUAGUUUUCCCCUCAUCCCGGCAUUUUUCCACCUCAUCCCGGUAUUUUUCCUCCCAUUUCAAUAUUUUUCCGCCUCAUCCCAGUGUUUUUCCUCCCAUUUCAUGCUUUUUCCAGCCCAUCCCGGUGUUUUUUCAUCAGGAUUGGCUUUGCAUGGCCAAAUUCCGGGAGGCUCCAGGGCUGGAUUCCAUGGGAAGUUUCCGGAAGCUUCUCCCAUGUUCGACCGAUCCCGUCGAGAACGGCGGUGGUGCCUCUGGAGUAAGAAUUAAGUCGGAAGAAACCAAUCCAGGCACAGAUGGAAUUCCAGAGUGGGAAUUUUGCAAAGGAACAACUCUGGAGAUGAUUGCAUGGUGCUGGAGUGGAAAUUCCCAAAAUUCCGUGGCGCAUCCAAUGGGAAGCUCAUCCUGGAGCUGGAUCUUGGCAGGGAUCUGCGGAUCCGUGGAAAAAGGAGCAGAUUCCUGAGAGGAAUCCCAUGGAGGAAAAAAACCUUUGGAGCAGGAUAUUCCUGAAGGAUUGACCCCUUGGAAAAAUCCAUGAAGAAUUGUCUUCCGUGGGAGCGACGCGUUGGAGAAAUCCGUGGAAAACUCUUGCCGUGGGAUGGAUUCGCGUUAGAAAAUGCAUGGAAAACUUACCUUGGGAUGGAUUCGCGGAGAAAUCCAUGGAAAACUUUCCCAUAGCUGAAAAAUCCAUGGAAAACUCGCUGUGGGAUGGAUUCACCUUGGAGAAAUCCAUGGAAAACUCACUGUGGGAUGGAUUCACCUUGGAGAAAUCCAUGGAAAACUUUCCCAUAGCUGAAAAAUCCAUGGAAAACUCGCUGUGGGAUGGAUUCACCUUGGAGAAAUCCAUGGAAAACUUUCCCAUAGCUGAAAAAUCCAUGGAAAACUCGCUGUGGGAUGGAUUCACCUUGGAGAAAUCCAUGGAAAACUUUCCCAUAGCUGAAAAAUCCAUGGAAAACUCGCUGUGGGAUGGAUUCACCUUGGAGAAAUCCAUGGAAAACUCUCCUGGGAUGGCCUCCAGCGCUGCUGGAGGGAUUGAGGGAAAGCCGGGAACGAGGGAAUUGGGGGAGGGAAAGGUUGGAUUUGGGGUCUUGUUAUCCUGCUCUGAUUCCAUUGGAAAUAAACUCAUCCUAUCCCAGAUCCCGA